GGGAGUGGCAGCAGGCAGAGAGAGAGAGAGAGAGAGAGAGAGAUACCUGAGCAGGCAGGAGAUGCAGCUGGGAGGCACUACUGUCUGAAUCAAAGAGCAUGCCAGGACUGGACUUUUGGCAGCACCUUGCCCUUGGGCAGCAGGCAAAGAAGGAAGAGGAGAAGAGGGAGAAGGCAGCUGGCAGGAAGGCACUCCCAUCCCCAGCAGCCUAAGGAGGAGGAAGAGGAGGAGGAGGGAAAGGGGUGUGUGCGCCUGCCAGGGAGAAGAGGGCAGCUGUGCCAAAGAGGAAGCAGCCCAUGCCACCCUCUUGCUGCCCAGUGUCCUGCUCUUGAAGCCCCUCUCGCCUCCUUUUCUCCCCUGCAGCUUUGGAAGGAGAAGGACCGGGCAGGUUUUUUUCAAGUUUGUUGCAAAUUCCUGUGAAAUGAAAAGAGUAAAACAGAUCUGAGAGUGUCAUUUGAUCAAGUGCUAGAAACAGAAGAAACUGACAUCACUGGCUUUGCUCUUGAGGACGUCUUUUAAACUGAAGAACAGAAAAACCACAAGGCACAUUUCAGUCUCUUUGGACUCCCUGUUUACAAAAGAAAGAUGGAGAUGUCAUUAAACACAAAAGGGAUCACUGUAUGCAUGCUUCUCUUUGUAUUAAGUUUGGCCGGAUCCAUUGAAAUCCCGCUUUCUGUACAGCAGCUCCCAACAAUCACAGCUCAAUCGACUGAUCAAGUGGCAUUCCCUUUUGAUGAAGAGUUUACAAUCAAAUGUGAAGCUAAAGGGAACCCACAUCCAACAUUUAAAUGGACAAAAGAUGGGAAACCAUUUGAUCUACAACAUGACUCAAGGAUAAUUGCAUCAAAUAAUUCAGGAACAUUUGUUGUUAAGAACCGUGGGAACAUAUCCAUUUUCCAAGGAAAAUAUCGCUGCUAUGCUGCCAAUGAGCUGGGAACUUCUAUGUCUGAAGAAAUUGAAGUUGUAGUUCCAGGUAUUCCUAAAUUCCCCAAAGAGAAGAUUGACCCUAUACAAGUGGAGCAUGGUGAUGCAAUGGUCUUACAUUGUAAUCCUCCCAAAGGAAUUCCACCAUUACAUAUUUAUUGGAUGAAUAUUGAUUUGCAACACAUCCCACAAGAUGAAAGGGUCUCCAUGAGCCUUAAGGGAGAUCUUUUCUUUGCAAAUGUGGAUGAGAAUGACAGCCGGAGUGAUUAUUGCUGCUUUGCUGCAUUUCCAAGACUAAGGACUAUUGUACAGAAAAUGCCAAUGACUCUGACAGUUACACGUUCAAAGUAUACUAAUGAUUCCAGUUCAUCUAGUGCUGCUAAGGCAAAUUUAUUCAAGGAAAGGAAACCAAGACUAGUCAUUCCUGAAUCUUCUGGCCACCAUUCAGAAGUGACUGUCAUAAAAGGAAGUGAUCUGUUUUUGGAGUGCAUUGCUGAAGGACUUCCAACACCACAUCUAAACUGGAGAAGGAUUGAUGGAGGCAGAGUUAACAGAGGAAUCACUGAGAAUUAUGGGAAGCUUUUGAAGAUAGAACAAAUCACUGCCGAUGAUGCAGGGGUUUAUGAGUGUAUCGCAAGGAAUGCUUUGGGAGAAACAAAACAUGAAUUCAGUGUUGGUGUUGAAGAGCCACCCACAUGGGUAGUAAAACCAGAAAGUGGAGUUUAUAGUAUUGGUGGAAGUUUUGUACUGUUGUGUCAAGCUAUUGGCUAUCCUGAGCCAACCAUCAAGUGGAAAAAGAAUGGUGUUCAUUUGCCAGAAACAAAAACCAGCAGAGCUGUUUUUACAACAAGGGAGGCCAGUAUCUCUGAUCUGGAGCUGAAGGACACUGCAGUGUACCAGUGUGAGGCUACCAACAAGCAUGGCACCAUCCUUGCCACAGCAAAUAUUGAUGUUCUUGAGAUCCCUCCAGAAAUCUUAACUCCAGAUGAAGAAGAAUAUGUUGUGGUUGUAGGUUAUCCAAGUCGUCUGUACUGUCAGUUUUUUGCAGUACCUCCACCUGAUGUCUCUUGGACUAAAGAUGACAGCAUGAAACGGCUUGAUGCUGAUCAAAAUGGAACCCUGGAGAUCAGAGUAACAAGAAAAGAAGAUGCUGGGUUUUAUACCUGUGUAGUGAAAAAUAUUGCUGGAAGACGUGCUCUCACAGCCACUCUAACUGUCAGAGAUGCUACCAAAAUUUCACUUAUACCCAAGAAUCCACAAGUUUUGAAGUCACACUCAGUAUUGUUAAGAUGCCAUUCAGAAUGUGAUCCACAUUUGAAACACCACUUUGAAAUUUCUUGGAGGAAAGAUGGAGAAGAGCUUGGAAAGAAUGACACUGAGGAUGGAAGAAUAAUUAUGGAGAGGGAUACAUUGUUUAUACAAAAUGUGGAAUUAGAAGAUCAAGGGGUGUACAGCUGUAUAGGCAGUACAUCACUGGACAGUGCAUCUGAUGAUUCCCGCAUAACUGUCAUCCAUGUUCCUGAUGCUCCACAAGAUCUCCACCUCUCAGAAAAGCGGAAUAGGAGUGUUAGGUUGUCAUGGAAUGCUGGAAGCAGUAAUAACAGCCCAGUUAAUGAAUCUAUUGUGGAAUUUGAAGAGAAUCGAUGGGAACCAAGAAAGUGGCGGGAAUUAAUCAGGCUCCCAGGGAACGAUACUGCAGUCAUUUUACCACUGGUCCCCUAUGUAAAUUACCAAUUCCGUGUGAUAUCUGUUAAUGCUGUUGGCAGAAGUCAACCUAGUGAACCAUCAGAACGAUAUGAAACACCUCCAGAUGCUCCAGACAAGAAUCCAGAAAACAUCAGAGUUGAAACAUCUAAACCACAUGAGAUGAAUAUGACUUGGGAGCCAUUAAAGCCCAUGGAGCACAAUGGACCAGGGCUGGAAUACAAAGUGAACUGGAGGCAGCAGGAUGUUGCUGAAUGGGAAGAAGAAACAGUGCAAAAGCAUUUCUUGGUGCUGCAAAACACUCCCACAUUUGUACCUUAUGAUAUCAAAGUUCAAGCAGUGAAUAACUUUGGUUCUGGCCCUGAACCCAAUGUAAUAACUGGCUAUUCAAGUGAAGACCUUCCAGAAGCAGCUCCAUCUGAUGUAAUUGUGCAAGUCAUCAAUGGAACUCUGGCCAAAGCCAUCUGGUCUACAAUUCCAAAGGACAGAGUCCGUGGACACCUCAAAGGCUAUAAGGUCAGCUGGUGGAAAAUACGAAGUCGCUUGGGUGAAAAAAGUCAUCGCCUGGACAAAAGAUCCUUGCUGUUUAAUGCAGAUCGGCAUGAUGGAAUGAUUCCUGGUCUAGACCCAUUCAGUGAAUACCGCUUAACCGUUUCUGCUUAUAACUCCAAAGGGACUGGGCCGGAAAGUCUCACAUAUGAAUUCCAAACCCCAGAGGGAGUGCCUGAAAAGCCACACUUCCUAAAGAUAUUAAACUUUGAUAAAGACUCAGUGACACUGUCAUGGGGACCACCUAAGAAACCAAAUGGCAUUAUCACCGGAUACAUUUUGCAAUACCAGAUGAUUAAUGAAACUGAUAACAUUGGACCCUUGCAUGAAAUCAAUAUUACUAAUCCUUCAACAUUCAGCUUCAGGCUUUCCAAUCUGAGCAUCAGCACUAAAUAUAAGUUCUAUGCAAGGGCCUGUACAAUAGAAGGCUGUGGAAAACCAAUCACAGAAGAAGGAAUAACAAUAGCAGAAGGCAGUAAAGCUGUUGGAAAGAUUUCUGAAGCUGUAAAUCCCACCCCAAAGAUUCAGCCUCUUGAGGUGCUUGAGCCUGGAACUGCAUACACAGUUCGACUAGUGACUAAGAACUGGGUUGAUAAUAAUAGCAUUUCUGCAGAUGUAAUUGAGACAAGGGGGAGAGCUUAUGCUGGAAUUUAUGAAAGAAUAUCGACACAAGGCUGGUUUAUUGGACUGAUGGGUGCAAUUGCUCUGCUUACUUUAUUGUUGCUUACAGUUUGCUUUGUUAAAAGGAACAAAGGAGGCAAAUAUUCAGUGAAAGAAAAAGAAGACUUACAUCCAGAUCCUGAAGGACAAUCCAUAAAAGAUGAAAUCUUUGGCGAAUAUAGUGACAGUGAUGAAAAGCCACUGAAAGGAAGCCUGCGGUCUCUUAACAUGGACAUUAAGGCUGCAGAGAGUGCUGAUAGUUUGGUGGAUUAUGGAGAUGGGGACCACAGAAUGUUCAAUGAAGAUGGUUCCUUUAUUGGCGCUUAUACCGGAUGUAAGGAGAAAGCAUCAGUUGAAAGCAUUGGGAGUUCUACAGCAACUUUUCCUCUCCAUGCAUAAAAUAUUAGCAUGAAUCAUUCAUUUCAAGUCACUGUAUUUAUCUUUACUAGUCAUCAACUAUCAUAUGAAUCAAAAAUAGGCUGCAGAAAAGUUCAAGACCUCAACAUUCAGCCAAUUUAGAAAUAGGGAGCUGACAUAAAAAAGUUGAUUUGUGAAACUUUCUUUCUCGAGACACAGGUGUUGUAAUUUCAUUAAAAUCUGACUCAGAACUUAAAUUUGUAAAACAUAAGGCACUCAGCCUGACUGAAAGUACCACUACUUCAGUGUUAUAUAUAUUUGUAUAUAGGGACCUGAUGUUUUCCAUGUUUCUUACAGCUGCUCCUAUAGAUAUCUGUAGCUGUGACAGCACUCGGACAACUUAGACUAAAACUAUAAGUAAUAUUUUAUCUUCAUUUUGGGUAGUGGGGCAGAAUUUCCUUACUGUAAUCCUAUUAUGAAAGUUUACUACCUGAUGUUGGAUACAUCGAUCAGGAUCCAACAGAAUUGUUCUGCUGACAGAACUGUUUCCCUCAGCAGACUAUUUUCUCUCCAGUUCUUCCCUCAGUGCCCUCAAAAUGUUUUGCACUCCCCAGCACAAGUUUCUAGGUAGUAUGGAAGUUUACUUAGACAGAGUGGGUUAAAAAAGUCCUUUUGUCCUGUCAGUUGGCCACUAGUCCAACACUGGAUUCCAGCCAUAGGAAUAUGCUACCAUGACUGUUCCUAUGUUGGCCAAUAGUUUUGUGACUGUUAUCCAAUGAAAUCUUUUGUAGUCAUUCUUCCUGUACACCAGAGUGGGUAAAGUGCAGCCUGUAGACCAUAUGUGUCCCCCAUGGCUGCUAUUGUGCCCCCCCCCCCCCAGAGAAAAAGAAAAUGUCAAAAUAAGUGGGGUUUUUUAAUGCCUUUCAGGGGAUGCACAAGGCAUUUUUGCCACUCCCCCCUACAAGCCUCUCCUUGUCCUAAAUGGCCCAGGGGACCUGAAACAUGGCAAAAAUGCCCCGAUGCCCCUUAGAAGUCAUUUGGCAGGAAUAAAACAUUUUCCCCCUGGGGGUUUGCAGUGGAAGGUGUAGUGCACCAUGGUUUCCUGAAGGGCUAAUGGUAUCCCAUAGCCAUCCACCAUUGCCUCUCUCUGUUGUAUACCGACUCUGCUUUCUAGUUUCAUGCUUAGCUUUUAGUACAGAAUGUCUUGCAAAUGGUGGCAAUUGUUAGUGUUCUGACAAGGACCCACAAGGGUCCCCCACUAGUGGGAAGCCGGACAGAAACAGCAUGAAGUGCAAUGCAUUCUAGUAAAUGCACUAUGUUCUAAAAAUGUAUUUGGCACACUGUGGCUCACAGAACUGGGCUUUAAAAAAUAAGGUCUCCUUUCUUGUAUGUCUUUGUUCUUCUGUAUAUACAUUUCAAACCACAAUCCCUAAUAAUAUAAUGUUUUCUCAGAAUUACAGAAAUCAGAUUCCCAACUGUGAAAGCAGCAACAGUUGCUUAACAUGAUGUAUAAAAAAAAUUAUGUAGUAAAUUUAUGGAGGGGACCCACUAUGGAAAAGCAACCUAUUCCCUAUUGUAUGUUAUUUAAUGUUCUCAAUGAACCAUCUUGGUUGAUUUUAAAAUUUGUAUUCUGUUUUGAUGGCAGUUGUUUAGAAAUGUAGCAUGAUCUAUCUGCCAAUAAUGUGGUCACAAACCGGCUGCAUCUUUUCUCUCUUUUGUCCACUAGCUGUCACUCUUUCUUUAUGCAAUUGGCUGAAUUAAUUUUCUUCCUGUUGCUGCAAGCAUACAGCUUAUAUAGAGUUCUCAUCAGUAAAAACAGAAAUAGAUCUCUCCCCUCCCGUCCCAAGGAAAAGUGGGCUCUUUUUAAGCAACGUGCUGCUUUUUAAAACAAAUUGUCUUUUAUCAAUGCCCUAUCUGUAUAUUGGUACACCCAUAUUCCUUUUGUGAAUUUUUAUACAUAUCAUGUUUAUAUAGAUUUUUUUCAGAUGAGCUGUACACAUUGGUAGCACAGAGCUUUGUUUUUUUUCUUAACCAUACGAAUUUAUAUGUAAAACAUUAACUUUCUAUAUUAAACAUCUCGAACCUUCCCCCUAUUAGUUUUUAAAAACAAACAAACAGACCAACCUCCACCCACACCCCAAAUAUCCAAGCAUUACUAUUUUGAAAUUCUUUUGAGUCUCAACUUAGGUUCUGCUUAAUCUAAGCACGUCAUUACUGAAAAGGCUUUCUAUAGGUGGCUUUUCAGUCUCAGCAUAAUUCUGUUUUUGGUAUGCCAAACAACUGUUUCUAGAAGCUACGUGUUAUCCAUUGAGUGAUGCACAAAGGUAAUCAUGUUAAUUGCAGUGAUAUUGGAGACUGUUGCAUGAAGAAAAAUCCUGGGGUGAUAUACCUCAGUAUUUUAUGUGAACACAUUUUUAAUUUGCUACUCAGACUUAUUUUAUUAUUUGGUAGGCACUGACAUAUAUCAAUAAAUCUAGCAUAUGCAUUCUUAUUCUGAGCAUGUACAAAUAAAUCUUAAUAUCACUCUUCUUCUCUUUUAAUGUGAUUUUGAAUAUAGUUCAGCCAAAUUAUAAUCUGGGCUAGGCCCAGUCAUUUCAGCUAGGAUUUGGACCCUAGGACCCCUGCCUCAACUGUCAGAGAAUCAAUGACUCAAUAGAAUUUAGAUGUAUGAACUUACUUUCAGUGGCUCUACUCCAUUCAGGAUUAACAACUGUAUUUAAGUCUAGAUGUCUUCAAAGGUCACUGCAAAAAGGUUCCCUUGUCAUUACGUAGCUGUCCCAGUUACUUCAAAGACACUGUCAGUGCAUUUUGGCUAGGGUUUAUUAAGGGAAUAAUUUUGGUUUUCAAACUCAUUUCCUGGUAGAGAAUGGAGAAGUAUUCUUCAUCUCAGCAGUGCUAAUGUGCAAAACUGUUAACAUUUUAACUAGAUGCAACAGUUCAUAUUUUCCUUGUGUAUGUGCAACAUCUGAGCCAGAAAAACCUGUGCCUUCUGUAAAGGAGCUAAAAAACUUACUGGAUACAAAUCACAGACUGUAAAAGCCACCAACCAAUUUCCAUUUGUAAGAAUAUAUGAAAUAUGGGAAACUAACUAGCUUUUUAGUCACACUUCAAAAGGUACAAGAUACCUAAGUGUUAAAACAAGGUGAUUGGGUGCAAGAUAUUUCAUGUGUUUUUAUAACUGGCACUUAUAUUUUACAGAUGGGAGGGUGACUUUUCUAAGCAGGUUAAAAAAAACCUGACAGGGGAGACAGCAACUCUUCUUUGAUUCAGUGCUAUCCCCACCUUUGCAUAGGAUCCACUGCCAGUCCUACAGUCUUUCAUCUGUCUUCAGCAUUUAAAGAGUGAUGGGAGCAGGGGAAGGCCAUCUCAAGUGCCAUUGCUUUGACAGAAAGGUUGGAUAUAAAUUUUACAAGCAAAGAGGAAGAGCCUUUGCUUAUUACCUUACUCCUUCUGAAGAGUGGUACAGUUUCGACUCAAAGAGAAAGGGUACCUGAAUAAGUAAUAUUGACAGUGGAGGACAGCUUGCUCAUGGGCUUCACAAAACCUAGAACCAACAGUGUCUUUCUGUUAACAGGUUUUGUGCACACAAGUGCCACAGCCUGCCACACAUUUUCCCACAGUAGCAUUUCACCAAGUAGGCAAGUGUUGUUGUUGCUGUUUAUUUUAAUGGAAUUAUUGUUCUAUUUAGGGAUUUGAUUUCUUUAAGCCAUAUUGUAAAUGUUCAUAAUCAUGUUUCCCUUGAUGUUUCCCAAGUUUCUAGCCCACUAGCUUCCCUGACAUGUUUUUACUGAAGGAAAGAACAAACAUGCAUGCUGUGGCUACAACUUAGAGCUGAUAGCAGUCUAGGAGCAUUGUCAUCGGGUAAUAAGUUGUUUAUCUAAUUCAUGUCUACAUUAAUAAAAGCUUGGAAAUUGUAAUUUUGUAACCUCUGGAGACUUGUAACCUCUGGUGGAGUGUAAACCACCACUAGUUUACAUCCUAGAUUCAAACCAAGACACAAUAAAGUAUACCUAGAGUAAAUCCUUUUUUAAAAGAACAUAAACCUAUAUAUAUAUGUUGGGACAUGCAAACAUGACCUUGACCAUCACAUUAAAAAAUGGCAGUAUCGAUCAGCCUAAAAAUGAUAUUUGAUAGUAUGAUAAGAUCUUAUGUUUUAGUUCUCACCUGAGUGCUUUUCCCUUUUACAGUCUGAACCUUAACAUGAUAUAUAAAGCUUACCAAAAACAAAAACAAACAAAAAAAAACCUGCAAUGCAGAGUUUAAAAUCUGCAUUGAUGUGUUAAAUCCAUGUUAAUGGAAUAUUAAUGAAAAGUAUGGAGUUUUGUUUUUUUUAAAGAGGCUGGCAUUGCCUUUGAUUCAUAGGUGGUAUGCUAACAUGUCUGAAAACAAUGUGUAAUGUCUGAACAGACUUCUACAAGAAAUGUUCAAACCACAAAACUAGAAAAUGGCAUGAAUAUUCUGUUUAUCCAUUAACUGUGAAGUUAUAGUGACAGCAGUAUUGUAAUAA
Molecule: messenger RNA, 8701 nt
Organism: Sceloporus undulatus (fence lizard)
Lineage: Eukaryota; Metazoa; Chordata; Lepidosauria; Squamata; Phrynosomatidae
Gene: CHL1
Product: cell adhesion molecule L1 like
Exons: 28
Coding region: 586-4236 (1216 amino acids)
Biological process (GO): homophilic cell-cell adhesion; dendrite self-avoidance; axon guidance
Cellular component (GO): plasma membrane; axon
Molecular function (GO): cell-cell adhesion mediator activity
Source: RefSeq, a predicted model, not a curated record